Molecule: messenger RNA, 2164 nt
Organism: Brassica oleracea var. oleracea
Lineage: Eukaryota; Viridiplantae; Streptophyta; Magnoliopsida; Brassicales; Brassicaceae
Product: putative 3,4-dihydroxy-2-butanone kinase
Exons: 19
Coding region: 152-1939 (595 amino acids)
Biological process (GO): glycerol catabolic process
Cellular component (GO): cytosol
Molecular function (GO): ATP binding; glycerone kinase activity
Source: RefSeq, a predicted model, not a curated record
GGAACAAUCUCUCUCUGUUUCUUCUUCUUCCUUGUUGCUUCUUCUUCUCUCUCUCGCUCGCGUUGCUGUUGUUGACUCUCAUUAAACCUUCUCUUGCAAUCCUUUCCCCCUUCCGCGUGAGCUUCCUCCGAUUGCCUCAAUACUCACGAAAAUGGUUUACGCGGCGAAGAAAUUCAUCAACAACCCCAACGAUGUUGUGACUGAGUUCAUCGAGGGACUUGUGGAAACUUAUCCUGGACUCCAGUAUUUGGAUGGCUUUCCUGAGGUUAAGGUGGUGCUACGAGCUGAUGUCUCUGCUGAGAAGUAUGACAAGGUUGCCGUUAUAUCAGGUGGAGGCAGUGGGCAUGAGCCAGCUCAUGCUGGUUACGUUGGAGAAGGAAUGCUUACAGCUGCUAUCUGCGGAGAUGUCUUUGCUUCUCCACCUGUUGAUUCCAUCCUGGCUGGGAUUCGGGCUGUCACUGGUCCUCAGGGAUGUCUUUUGAUCGUCAAGAACUAUACUGGUGACCGCUUGAACUUUGGUUUGGCUGCUGAGCAAGCGAAAUCUGAAGGUUACAAAGUAGAGACUGUAAUUGUUGGAGAGGAUUGCGCUUUACCCCCACCUCGUGGUAUUGCUGGACGCAGAGGGUUAGCAGGAACCGUUCUUGUACAUAAGGUGGCUGGCGCAGCAGCAGCUGCUGGUCUUUCUCUAGAAAAAGUUGCGGCCGAGGCAAAGUGUGCGUCGGAGAUGGUUGGUACCAUGGGUGUUGCAUUAUCUGUUUGUACGCUUCCUGGGCAGGUUACAUCUGACCGUCUGGGCCAAGAGAAGAUGGAGCUCGGGCUUGGAAUUCAUGGAGAACCUGGUGCUGCUGUGGUUGACGUUCAACCUGUGGACGUGGUGGUUUCACAUGUUCUUCAGCAGAUACUGAGUCCUGAGACCAAUUAUGUUCCCAUUACACGCGGUAACAGAGUGGUUCUCAUGGUUAAUGGCCUAGGAGGCACCCCUUUGAUGGAACUUAUGAUUGCUGCUGGAAAAGCUGUCCCUAAACUGCAGCUGGAAUUUGGACUUGCUGUUGAUAGGGUGUACACAGGGCUUUUUAUGACUUCGCUCGAUAUGGCAGGAUUCUCAAUUUCAAUCAUGAAGGCUGACCAGUCAAUUUUAAACCGAUUAGAUGCUCCAACUAAGGCUCCAAAUUGGCCUGUUGGCACUGAUGGCAACCGGCCACCUGCAAAGAUCCCUGUUCCUAUACCCCCUUCUCGAUCAGCAAAAAGUGCUGAGUCUCAGGCUCGACCUAAAGAGCUGAGUCAACAAGGUCGAGUUCUUGAGGCAGCUAUUCACGCAGCAGCAACUGUGAUCAUCAGUCUAAAGGAUAGUUUGAACGAAUGGGAUGGAAAAGUAGGCGAUGGUGAUUGUGGGUCAACAAUGCACAGAGGUGCAACAGCUAUUUUGGAAGACAUGAAACACUAUUAUCCGCUCAAUGAUGCUGCGGAAACAGUGAAUGAGAUUGGUGCAUCAAUCAGCAGGGCCAUGGGGGGCACAAGUGGAAUUAUAUACAAUCUCCUCUGCAAGGCAGCGUACGCGGAGCUAAAAGCCAACACUGAGUCAGAAGUCACUCCCAAAUACUGGUCCAAAGCACUCAAGUCAUCAAUAGCUUCUGUCAGCAAAUAUGGUGGAGCAACUGCGGGAUACAGGACGAUGCUAGAUGCGCUUAUCCCAGCUUCACAAGUUCUUGAAGAGAAGCUAAGCGCUGGAGAGGACCCAAUAUGUGCUUUUAUUCUGUCAGCUGAAGCAGCAACUAAAGGAGCGGAAUCAACCAUACAGAUGCAAGCACAGGCUGGGAGAUCGAGCUAUGUGUCUGCAGAGAUGCUUGCAACAGUUCCAGAUCCAGGUGCAAUGGCUGCAGCAGGAUGGUACAGUGCGGCAGCAAGAGCCGUGAAGGAGCAGUAUCAGGGGUCAUCAUGAUCCCCCUUGGAGUGGCUUCUUCUUUUGUUUCUCGGGAUAUAUGAAAUGAGAGAGAGGCUCUUUAUCGCAAACUAUUGGCUUUCGGUGUAUGUGUAUGUUUAAGAUUUUUACUUACUCUGUGAGGGCUCUCCGUUUAUGCCAUUUUUUUUUUGGGUGGUGCGUAAUACUGCGAGAGUUUAAUAUAAGCUUCCGGAGAGAGACGAGACUAUAUUGGUACUUUGGGUU